Actinia tenebrosa (Australian red waratah sea anemone) is the source of this 3930-nucleotide messenger RNA. RefSeq names its product cell division cycle protein 27 homolog. NCBI's taxonomy places the organism in Eukaryota, Metazoa, Cnidaria, Anthozoa, Actiniaria, Actiniidae. Gene Ontology annotation, molecular function: protein binding. The record is from RefSeq and is a predicted model, not a curated record. Gene Ontology annotation, cellular component: anaphase-promoting complex; cytoplasm. Gene Ontology annotation, biological process: anaphase-promoting complex-dependent catabolic process; metaphase/anaphase transition of mitotic cell cycle; protein ubiquitination.
UCAUGGCGGCUGCUUGAAAAUUCUAAAUUUUUUCCAAACAGACACAAAUUAUUGAAAGAAAGAUUGGUAUUUUUAUGGAGAAUGGUUUGUGAGGAACCCAUAAGGGCAUCUAUUUGGAAUGCUCUGCAUCAUUAUGCCUACAAAGACGCAAUAUUUUUAGCAGAAAGGUUGUAUUCUGAAGUGAAUUCUGUUGAUACUCUUCAUCUAUUAGCAACAUGUUAUUACCAAGGAGGAAUGAUACAGAACACUUAUUCACUGUUACAAAGCAAGGGUUCUCUCUCACCACUUUGUCGUAUUCUCUUUGCUAAGUGCUGUUAUGAAUUAGAAAAGCUUUCUGAAGGAGAAAUGGCAUUAACAGGAGGAUGUCUUACAAAUGGCAAACCAAUAGAAACAAUAGCUAGUGAAUUUGGAAAUGCAGCAGGAUAUGCUCUGGCAAUGUUAGGUCAAAUAUGCAGGAAAUCUGACCAAACUAAGAGAGCAGUUGAAUGUUUCAAAAGUAGUCUAAAAUACAACCCCUGUUUGUGGAGCUCCUUUGAAGCUCUCUGCAAUUUAGGGGAGAAACCAGAUCCCUCUGAAUACUUUAAAACCUCAGCAUGUCCCAAGAUUUUCACAUCACUGACACACAGAGAGAGUAUGACAACUGGUUUGUCCACUUCUACUCUGGGAAGCACCUCUAGCAUCAACAACAAAAGACAAGCAGAGGAGUACAUGGCUACAGAAAACCUGGAUCCUUCAGAAAACAGUACACCAUCUUUUGGUAGUGGAAUCUCACCAGAAAUGUCUGAUAGUGGAUUCCUGGUUCCACCCACCCCUAUGAGUUCCAUCAGUGAGAAUAGAGUUAGAGCUAGAGUGGGAAGAAAUCUGCUUGGUAGUAAUCAGUCAUCAAGUCCACUAACUCCAAGCUUUGGGAUGAUACCACUGGAUACACCAACAGAUCAGAAUGCAGUGCCAUAUAUUACCCCAUCACCAUCAGUACAUUCUUCCAAUGAUCUGCACACUGGACAUACACCAAAAGCUCCUGUGAAAAAGGGUGUCAGAAGAAAUGAUACAACAACCAAAUCAGCAUCAACCAAUGCUCAAACAACAACUUCUUCAUCUCUGAUUUAUACAAGAGCCUCCCAACAAACAUCUUCCAGUCAGUCGAUAUUAUCUUCGCCAGGAAAUAAAACCGUCAGACGAAGUACUAGGUUGUUUACCAUGAAUUCAAGUUCUAAUGAAGAAAUCACGUCGGAUAUUAAGAAGCCAAGAAGUACAACCAGAACUAGUACACUAAGGAAGACUCGGAGACAAACAAGAAACAGUAUUCAACAACCAUUAGGAACCUGCACGACCAAUGUCAUCCAUGGAGAAACAAAGACAGCAAGAGAAGAACAGCAAGACAAGCUAGUCAGGGGAACCCCAGGACACAACAGUCUUGAGGGGUUAAUGUCUCUUCUUCGACAAAUUGGUGCAGCAUAUCAAAAGCUUUCAUCAUAUGAAUGCAAGCAGGCUCUAAUAUUGUUCUCUAAUCUGCCUCCUCAUCAAUACAAUACUGGUUGGGUUCUAACUCAGGUUGGACGUGCUUACUUUGAAACAGCUGAAUAUCAAAUGGCUGAGAAAACUUUCACUGAGGUUCAGCGAAUAGAUCCUAAAAGAUUAGAAGGGAUGGAAAUAUUUUCAACAACAUUAUGGCAUCUACAAAAGGAAGUAGCUCUCUCAUCAUUAGCACAAGACCUGACUGAAGUCGACAGAACAUCACCUCAGGCAUGGUGUGCGACUGGGAACUGUUUCAGUCUUCAUAAAGAGCAUGAUACCGCCAUCAAGUUCUUCCAGCGUGCCGUACAAGUAGAUCCCAACUUCACUUAUGCCUAUACUUUACUGGGCCAUGAGUAUGUGUUAACAGAGGAACUGGACCGUGCAAUGUCCUGUUAUAGAAUGGCUAUCAAGGCUGACCCCAGACACUACAAUGCUUGGUACGGCAUAGGGAUGAUCUAUUACAAGCAGGAGAAAUUCAAUCUGGCUGAAGUUCAUUUUAGGAAGGCUCUUUCAAUCAACCCAUCUAGUUCUGUACUGUAUUGCCAUAUUGGUGUGGUCCUCCAUGCUAUGAAGAAGUCUGAAGCUGCCCUAGCAACCAUCAACAAGGCCAUGACUAUUGAUCCCAAGAAUCCACUCUGUAAAUUCCAUAGGGCAUCAAUCUUGUUUUCCACUGAAAAAUACCAGAAAGCAUUACAGGAACUAGAAGAAUUAAAAACAGUUGUACCAAGAGAAGCCCUGGUGUAUUUCCUAAUGGGAAAGGUAUAUAAAAAGCUUGGCCAUACUCAUCUGGCACAGAUGAAUUUCUCUUGGGCUAUUGACCUGGACCCCAAGGGUGCCAAUAAUCAAAUUAAAGAUGCCAUUGACAAGCGCUACCUUCCAGAUGACGAUGACAGCACCAUGGGAUUAGGAUGUAACGAAUCAUCAAUGGACCAAUCAGCUGAUGCUGCAGAUGAAGAACCAAUGGGACUGGAGCUUGACUCUGCAAGUAGCUCCAGUAUGGUAUUAUUCUAGAAUCUUCAAUCAAUAUAGGAAUAAGAAUUAAUGAUUUAUAAACUUGUGUACAGUAAAAAAUAUAUUGCCGAGGAAUGAUUUGCAACCAAAGCUUGAUGACUCUUAUGAAUUUGUACAGUAAGUGGUGUUGAUAAGUUGACUGUAGGGGGUUAGUAAAUGCCUUUUUUCAGAGACUGUUCAAAGCAGGAUUUAUAGUAAACUUUGUGAUUUAACCGUUGAUUGUGAAGGUUUUUGAUAAUGUCCCCAAUUCAACACAAUCCUAUACUAUUGAAUACUAGUGUCCUUUGGGUUUUAGAUAUUAGGUAAAAUUUCUUAUCUAUAGACUUCUAAUAGACCUUGCACUAAUACACUAAUAGACCUUUUUACUUAUAUGGCAGCCAUUUUGAAUUAUGGGAUGCUGAGGGGGCAAAAUUUAUGAAGCAUAGAGUGUCGUUGUGGUUAUGUUUUCAAAUAAUUUAAAGUCUUGGUGUUUUGCAUAUUGUUCUAAAAAAAUGUUACCAGCAAAUUCAAUUGCUUUUUAGAUGUGCUUUGAAAAGCACAAAGGUAUAUUAAAAAAACACCCUGACAGUAUUUGAAUUUUCCAAGAAUUACCCCUCUGCAUCCCAUACAAAAAUAAUUCAAGAUAUCCACUUUAUCGGUAAAAAGGUCUAUUCUUCAUGGGUCAAAACAAAGAAAAAUCUUUUCUCUUGAGAUCUGUAAACUUUGCUCAUGUAAAUGAUUUUAUUUUGCUGCCCAGCUUGAUGUUAUGUGCAAGGGGUCUAUUCUAGCUUGCCUCUGGUGGCUUCAAGUGUUCCAAGCUCUCACCCAUGUAAAAUCUAAUAAUAAAAUGAACUGUUGAAAUCAUCUUCAAUUUUUUUUACAAAGCACAAAUUAUAUUCAUGAUAUUAUACCUCAUGAUGACAAUAUCCAUUGUUUGUUCUUCUGCACACUGUUCUGCAUAAAACAUGAUUAUAAUCCCUCAUCAGGCAGUUCAUAGAGGUUGUAUCAUGAAAAGCUUUGUAAUACAGUUGGAUAUUUUUUUGAUCACCGUGCAAUGUUAACUCCCAUGAAAACAAAAACCUGCAACACUUGAAUCAGAGGCCGUGUGGGAAAAAUCUGUUUUUUAAGUCAACAGGGCUGAUGAAGGAGAAAGGUCCAUAGAGUGCAAAAGAUAUAACCAUGAAACUUUAGUAAUACUAAAUAGCACAAUUUCAUGCAAAUUCCAUUGUUUUCUAUUGUUUAAUUAGCACUAUUUUGUACUAUUUAGUAAUUAUUGUUUCACGGAUUGUUUGCACUCUACUCGGACUAGUAGAUUAGUCAAAAUACCAAUCCUUGUCAAAUGAGUAAAACUACCCAGCCGUAUUUUAAGACUUUCUGUUACAAAUUGUUUAUUAUGACCAAUAAAAAUGUUACGCCUUAUUUUAA